AUGGACUAUACCUCCAGCCAGGACCAGAUGUACCUACCUGGCUCUAUCGGAGCCACAUUAGAGGACAAGGACCUGUGGACACGCUUCCACCAGGAAGGCACUGAGAUGAUCAUCACAAAGUCUGGACGGUAAGUGGAUUUGGAUGGGAAAGCUGGGUUUUCAGGGUGUGUACCAGAUAGGUGGGUGAAACCAGGUUUGCGGAUUUCAUAAAUUUUUUUUAAAGUAUUUCUAUCAAGAGCUUUUAAUCAAGAGCAUUUAACACUUAAGUCUUGUAAGCUGCAGAUUUUAGUUUUUUUUUUUUUCUUCUUCUAGAAAACCAAAAUAAAUUGCAACCAAUCUUAUUGCUAACCCCCUAAAAUAAAUAUAUAAUGCAACAGCAUUACUUUAAAUGUUUUUUUAGUGCUCUUAAACUCAUCCACAAAUAAAGAUGUGCAGUGUCCAACAGAGUUAUUCACUAAAAUAAUAAUCCAAAGUGAAUUGAGGACAAAAAAGCUGAACUGGGGAGAAAAAACAAUCCGCUAUGCUUUCAACUUGGCUGCUCUGGUCUUAAAUUUGAAAUUCACUUUGAAGUCUCACAUUAGUGAUCAUGUUAGUUUAGUUGAAAAAGUUGGCUGAUUCUAUUAGAUUUUAGUUAACAAAUACAUUCAUUAAGUUAUUUUUUUUUGUUUGUUUGUUUUUUUUCUGCUUGACAUUCUAAAUAAAAAUAUAUUUUCAAAAGCAUAUGAAAAAUGUAUAUUUUAACUUUUUUUUUUUUUUUAAGGUUUAGUGGGAGCAAAAACUUUACUUUAAAGAUAAUGUAAUGCUUUGUGUCUGGCUUUAGAAGGUCAGUUGUAUUAGAAUGUGUUCCUUUCCCAUCUCUCACUUUCUUUUUCGGUUCCUAGGAGGAUGUUUCCCCAAUGUAAAAUCCGCUUAUUUGGCCUUCAUCCUUACACCAAAUAUGUUGUGUUGGUAGAUUUCGUUCCUCUGGACAGCAUGAGGUAUAAGGUAUGUAUCAUAAUGGAUGCAGACUAAGGUAUCACAAAGUAAAUUCGUUAAAAGAAAAUAGUCUCCAUUGCAAAUAAUGGAGACUUAGUAGCUCGAUUUUCAAUGAUGCCUUUAGCAUUUAAAAAAAAUAAAUAAUUGUUUCCAUUUCCCCACCAUGCUAACUUACUAAUAUUCCUUUUUUUCUUUUUUUUUCUUCUCUGCAGUGGAAUAAAAAUAAGUGGGAGGCAGCAGGGAAGGCUGAACCACACCCUCCGUGCAGGACAUACAUUCAUCCAGACUCUCCAGCCUCCGGCGCUCACUGGAUGAAGGAUGUAAUUGGAUUCCAAAAAUUGAAACUUACUAACAACACCUUGGAUCAGCAAGGCCAUGUGAGUAUCUGGAUAACAAUGUGGCAGGGUUCUGAAGCACUAGGAGUUGUAUUAGAUGUUUAAAGAGACACUUUAGUAUCUCGCCUACUUCAUCUCAUUGAAGAGUUCUGGGUGCCAUGGCCCUGUCCCCUUAACGCUGCAAUGUAAAACAUUUCCGUGUCUGAGAGCCCUAGAGGUACUUCCCUGUGGACCUAUAGCUUAUUGCAGAGGGACACUAUAGCGUUAGGAAUACAAAACUGGAUUCCUAACGUGCGUUUCUUUUAAAGGGGUGUGUGUGUAUAUGUAUGUGUAUAUCAUUUUAUUUUUGUAGUCGUUCUUAUUAGUCACCACCCCCCCUCUCCCCUUAAAACCUGCAAAGAAAAAAUACCUGGAAUUCAGUGCUGUGCAAAGCUCCUUGCAAUGCUUUCCACACAUUGUUUACGUUAUCCUCAGGAGUUCCAAUAAAAUGCUUCACAUAGAGAAGCAUUUGAUUGGACCAUUUCACCAGCUCAGAGGGCAUGCCCAUAGUAAGUUAAGGAGGGAGUGAGGAUUGGCAUUUAAAAAAAAUAAAUACAUUUUUAAAUGGCAACGUAGGGAGGUGGGGAAGAGAGAAGGGUUCCUCUUAAUGCUGCCUGCAAGGGAGAAGCUCAUUAGGUCUGUCACAAAUGUAUUUUUUUUUUUGCACAGAAUUGUAAUUGCAACUAGUUCACAGCUCAAAAUUGCAAAUAUCUCUGAAUGUACCGCGUAUCAAGCAGAAACACUCCACACACAGAUGUCUACCGCUAUAACUACUUCUAAAAGCAGAAGUCGUCAUGGUGGUUGGGGUAAUUCUCAAUCAUUUAUGCUAUAUUCAAGAUUCCUAACCACACUUUUCAAAUACUGCUGACAUUAACUGAUUAAUGAUCAAGUAAUGUUAAUGGAUCAUUUAAAAGAAAAUGGUGUUAAUGAUUAAUUGCAGUUCUAGAGUUUCAAUCAUUCUAUAUGCCAAUGUCACAUCAUGUACUCACACGCUCUUCCUUUCCAUACCUACCACAGAUCGUUCUGCAUUCCAUGCAUCGGUACAAGCCACGAUUUCACAUUGUUCAGUCGGAUGAUGUAUAUAAUGUCCGAUGGGGCUUGCUGCAGGUGUUCAGCUUUCCGGAGACCGAAUUUACAGCAGUGACUGCGUACCAGAAUGAGAAGGUAACUAACUACUGAAUGUACUAAAUGUGUGAGAUAAACAGGACAAAUAAACGGUUUCACAUUCUAGAUAUUAAACAGUUUUUCUUUCCCAGAUCACAAAACUCAAAAUAGAUCACAAUCCAUUUGCAAAAGGAUUCAGAGAACAAGAGAGAGGACAAAAGAGGUAAGAUUCAAUAUUACAUGAAUCCAUCCUGUAAAAUAAGAUUGAAUCCCUUUACAAAGGGCCCAUACAGGUUGUACAUUACACACUAAAGAGAACUUCAAUAUAAUCGCACCACAUUAGUUGUAAUUCUUCCACUCUUAACCUUCUCUUGAGAGUACUCUAUCUAAUCUCAUUUGCACUAAGGUGAAUUAAAAUGUCUGCCAUGUUUGAGUUUUAUUUAUGGAGAUCUCACAGUUUUUAAUACAACUCACAUUUUUUUUUUCCAAUCAGGGGUGACCAUUCUAAAACCACACCACAAAGUCCAAUCAGGGUGCAGAAGAGAAAGAACUGGGAGGACCACCUUGAGCCUGAGACUGCAGGUAAUUAGAAUCGGCCAUUUGGAAUGAUUCCAGUUUACAAGUUUAAGCGAUUUAAUUUUUUUUAUUUAUUUAUUUAUUUUUAUUUAUUAUUUUUUUAUUAUUAUUAUAUCCUAAACUGUUGUUUCUCCUUAACACUUUAGAUAAUGCUAAAGUUCCAUGUAUGAAGGAGACCAGUCCAGCUACUGAAUUUUAUCAGAACUGGGUUCCAGAGCAAGAGGGGAGUCAUUUCCUAACACCAAGCUCCCCUGAUCUGACUGAUGCUACAAACCAGGAGCAACAAGUGCCCUCUUCAUCUUCCAGCCUUUCAUACAGGUAAUCAUUAGUUCUCGAAGCUUGGAAUGUACUGAAGGCAAGAGUUUCUUUAAAAUUGACCUUCAUUACAAAGGUUAAAAUGGUGAUUACAAUCUUUCUGUGAUUGUGCAAUUGUGCUUUAAUUGUGGCCCUUUAGACAACACAAGAAAUUCUCCAGCAACGUUUCGACCUACUAUGAGGUAUUUUGUCAAGCUUGACAAAGACCUCAUAGCAGGUCGAAAUGUUGCUUCUUUUUUUUUUUCUUUUAAAUUUUAAAACUGCCUACAGCUUGAACACCUUGAGUACCUGGAGAGUUGACUGUGUUGUCUUAUCGUUGUGGGAUUGCUGGUCCUGCUCCGGAGAACCAAGUGGCUGCUGAGAUGGAGUGCGGCUCCCAUUGUAAUAUUUGCAACAUAAUUGUGGACAUUUAGUCACAUUACUGGUUCUUCUAAAACUAGUGUUCCCUUGUUUAAAUUGUAUAGAGUGCUGCAGACAUUUCUGGCUAAUCAUGUACUAUUAUUGUGUCCUUCAGGAGUCAGUACCGAAGAGGCCCUCUCACCCUACCAUUGACUGGUGAUAUGGGUGAGAUCCCGGUUGGUCGACUCAGCCCAGAUGUAGCUACUGUACCAGACUCCGAUUCAUGUCAACAGCCUGUGUUCUCCACAACUCUACCUUCCCAGUAUCGUUCUAGUGUUCUCAAUACAUGCAUGGAUUCUACACGGAAACAGACUAUGCAGGGCCCAAUGCGCAGCCCAUAUGGAGCUGAACAGUGGAUGAUUCCUUCUCAAGGACAGUAUCGACCUGUUGGCUACUCUGGCUAUUCAUCUGACUUCAGCACACAGGGGACAGUAUCCCACCCACAUGGAGGAAUGUCAGAUUGGACUCAAUACCCUUUCCUUCCUUUCACAUGCUGGUACACAGAGUAA
Molecule: messenger RNA, 4252 nt
Organism: Pelobates cultripes (western spadefoot toad)
Lineage: Eukaryota; Metazoa; Chordata; Amphibia; Anura; Pelobatidae
Source: the annotation of a GenBank genome assembly